AUGUCCGCAUCGCAAUCCCUGGGAGGUUCUUCGAGAUGUGGAAGAGUCCUUGGUCCAUCACUUGACAAGAUCAUUAAGAAUGCCGCGUGGCGUAAGCACUCUCAGCUUGUCUCCUCCUGCAAAUCCACCCUCGACAAACUUGAAUCCAUCUCCGAUUCUCAAUGCGAUCCCAAAUCCCCUCUUUUAGGUCUCUCCUCCUCAGAUGCAGAAUAUGUCCUUCAACCUCUAUAUCUCGCCCUUGACUCUGCUUACGCUAAGGUUGUUGAGCCUGCUCUUGAAUGCACCUUUAAACUCCUCUCUCUUGGUCUUCUCUGCGGCGAGAUCGAUAAUUCGCAACCAGUUGUUUUCAAUAUUAUUGAUGCCAUCUGUAAGUCCAGUGGCCUUGGCGAGGAGGCCGUCGAGUUGGCCGUGCUCCGAGUCCUGCUUUCUGCUGUAAGAUCCCCCUGCAUUCUCAUCCGGGGAGAUUCUUUGGUUCAGGUUGUUAGAACUUGUUAUAAUGUCUACCUAGGCGGGGUAAACGGAACUAAUCAGAUCUGUGCCAAGUCUGUUCUUGCCCAGAUCAUCACUAUUGUUUUCGCCAGAGUCGAGGAGGACUCCAUGGAUGUCUCCAUUAAAAAGGUUUCUGUUACUGAACUCUUAGAAUUCACAGAUAAGAAUUUGAACGAGGGUAAUUCCAUACAAUUUUGCCAAAAUUUGAUCAAUGAGGUCAUCGAGGCUACUCAGGGUGUUCCUCUCAAACCAUCUUCUCUCCAAAUAUCCAAACCCACCCCACCCUUGCCCCCCAAACCCACCCAACCCUUGCCCAACCAAGUAGAUGAAACCUCUACAGACACUGAACCUGGACCUGAUGGAAGUAAAAUAAGGGAGGAUGGUUUUCUUCUUUUUAAAAAUUUGUGCAAAUUGUCCAUGAAAUUCUCAUCUCAACAGCACCCUGAUGAUCGGAUCCUCUUGAGAGGCAAAAUUUUGUCCUUGGAGCUCCUUAAGGUUGUCAUGGAUAAUGGCGGCUCCAUAUGGCGCGUCAAUGACAGGUUUCUCAAUGGCAUCAAGCAGUAUCUUUGCUUGUCAUUAUUAAAGAACAGCGCUCUUUCAGCAAUGGCCAUUUUUCAGCUUCAGUGUUCCAUUUUCACGAACUUGUUAUCAAAAUAUAGAUCAUGCUUGAAAAAAGAAAUCGGCAUGUUUUUUCCCAUGCUUAUCCUCCGAGUACUUGAGAAUGUGCUUCAGCCCAGUUUUCUGCAGAAAAUGACUGUCCUGAACUUAUUGGACAAAUUAUCCCAAGAUCCUCAGAUUAUUAUUGACAUUUUUGUCAAUUAUGAUUGUGAUGUGGAUGCUUCAAACAUAUUUGAAAGGAUAGUCAAUGGUCUUCUAAAAACUGCUUUGGGACCACCUACGGGGUCGACCACAUCUUUGUCUCCAGCUCAAGAUAUUACUUUCCGACAUGAAUCUGUGAAUUGCUUGGUCAGCAUCAUUAAGUCAAUGGGAGCUUGGAUGGACCAGCAGAUAAGGCCGGGAGACUUGGAUCUUGUAAAGAGCCCUGAAAGCUCCAGCGUAGGAGAGAGUCCGCUAACUCUGAAUGGAGAAGACGGAAAUGUUUCUGAUCUUGAGCUACACCCCGAUGUAAAUUCUGAAUUUUCAGAUGCCGCCACAUUAGAGCAGCGUCGGUUAUAUAAAGCUGAGCUUCAGAAAGGUAUAUCACUUUUUAACAGAAAACCUUCCAAGGGUAUUGAAUUCUUGAUAAGCAACAAAAAAAUUGGUAGUUCUCCAGAAGGCGUGGCUCUGUUCCUUAAGAAUACUGGUGGCCUUGACGAGGGCAAGAUUGGUGACUAUUUGGGGGAAAGGGAGGAUUUUUCUCUGAAAGUUAUGCAUGCUUAUGUAGAUUCCUUUAACUUCAAAGGGAUGGACUUUGGUGAAGCUAUACGUUUUUUUCUUCAGGGCUUUAGGUUACCUGGUGAGGCACAGAAAAUUGAUCGCAUUAUGGAGAAGUUUGCUGAGCGCUUUUGUAAAUGCAGCCCUAGUUCUUUCAGCAGUGCAGAUACAGCCUACGUUCUUGCUUACUCUGUAAUAAUGCUUAAUACAGACGCUCAUAAUAAUAUGGUGAAAGAUAAGAUGACAAAGGCUGAUUUUAUCCGAAACAACCGAGGAAUUGAUGAUGGAAAGGAUUUACCAGAGGAAUAUCUUGGGGCCCUUUAUGAUAAAAUUGUUAGAAACGAAAUUAAGAUGAAGGCUGAUUCUUCUGCACCUCAGGGUAGGCAAGAAAAUAGCUUUAAUAGAUUGCUGGGAUUGGAUGGAAUACUCAAUCUUGUGAACUGGAAGCAAAAUGAGGAAAAAGCAGUGGGUGCAAAUGGGCUUCUCAUUCGGCAUAUUCAGGAGCAGUUCAAAUCAAAUUCACGAAAAUCAGAAUCGGCUUAUCAUGUUGUCACAGACGUGGCUAUACUGAGGUUUAUGGUGGAAGUAUGUUGGGGUCCUAUGCUGGCUGCAUUCAGUGUAACUCUUGACCAGAGUGAUGACAGGGUAGCUACUUCUCAAUCCUUACAGGGAUUUCGACAUGCUGUGCAUAUUACUGCUGUGAUGGGCAUGCAGACUCAAAGGGAUGCUUUUGUUACAUCUGUUGCCAAAUUUACUUAUCUGCAUUGUGCUGGAGAUAUGAAACAGAAAAAUGUUGAUGCUGUCAAGGCAAUAAUAUCAAUUGCCAUUGAAGAUGGUGAUCAUCUACAAGAAGCAUGGGAACACAUAUUAACAUGCCUCUCCCGAAUUGAGCAUUUGCAAUUGUUAGGUGAGGGCGCUCCAAGUGAUGCAACCUUCUUCACUUCAUCUAAUUCUGAAACAGAGGAAAGAACACCAAAAACAUUAGCUUUCUCUUCUUUCAAGAAAGGAACUCUCCAGAAUCCAGCCAUGGUGGCUAUCGUUCGUGGGAGUCCAUAUGAUAGUACAAGUGUUGGGGGAAAACCCUCUACGUUGGUAACACCGGAACAAAUAAAUAGUUUCAUCUCUAACUUGAAUCUACUGGAUCAAAUUGGAAACUUUGAAUUGAACCAUGUCUUUGCUCAUAGUCAAGGGUUGAACGGCGAAGCAAUAGUAGCAUUUGUGAAAGCUCUUUGCAAAGUUUCCAUCUCCGAGUUACAGUCUCCAACAGACCCCCGUGUAUUUGGCCUCACUAAAAUAGUAGAAAUCGCGUAA
Vicia faba (fava bean) is the source of this 3174-nucleotide messenger RNA. The record is from the annotation of a GenBank genome assembly. Lineage: Eukaryota; Viridiplantae; Streptophyta; Magnoliopsida; Fabales; Fabaceae.